UCUCACAAGCUGACCUGAGAGGAUCUUCAGUCUUAGCAGAAGAUUUGACACUUGGACUUGCUUGGACCGGUCUGUCCUAAGCUCUUCUGGCACAAUGAGCGGCGGCGGGACAAGCACGGUGCCGCCUCAGGCAUUCAAACGGGCCGUGAGGAAGAUCAAAUGCGCCGCCAUGGUGGCCAACCUGGCCAAGAGCUGGCAGGGCUGGGCCAAUGAGCAUGCGGACAAGCAGGACGCCAUCCCCAGCGGCUGGAUGCCUUCCUCUGUGGACCAGCAGGACAAAAAAGAGAGCAACCACGUGGUCAAACUUAGUAUAAUGCCCCGAGUGGUCGCUGCAGACGCUAGCGACAUCGCAAGUCCCAUCAGAACCUGCUCCGUCACCAAAACAGUGCAGCCCAAGCACAGCGAGUGCAGCGGCGGAGAUUUGGUCAGCGCCAUCCGGAGCAAGAUGGAGUCGGGGCCCGAGGAAAGCAAGCCAUUCCUGGGCAACGAAUCACCGACGCGGCGACGCCACAUGAGGGCGCUACACGGUGCUGGAGGAGGCGUCAUCCAUGACAGGAAGUUGAUGCUGCAAGACAGGAAGCUGGGGUCCAGGAGCAGCAGCCUGGACACGGAGGACAGCGGACUGGGGGACGAGACGACACCCGUCGACGGCAACGAUGCAAAGACCGAAACAACCGACGUCAAAAAACAGACAGGCAGGCCCAAGAUUAAGAUCGCCACCAUGGGCGACAUCAAGAGCCGCUGGCAGCAGUGGUCCGAGCAGCACGUGGAGGGCCAGAAGCUGAAUCCCUUCAGCGAGGACUUUGACCACGACUACGCCAUGAGCCAGCGCCUCCGCAAGGGCGACAGCGGCUACGGGCGCCCCAAAGAAGGCUCCAAGACGGCCGAGCGGGGCGACCGGGCCCACAGGCACAUCCACAGGGAGAUGGAGGAGAUGGUGUGGAUCAUCAGAGACAUGGGUUUCAAGGACCGAGACGGCAGGGUGGUGGUCACCUUCGGACGCCUCUUUGACCGCUACGUGAAGAUCUCGGACAAGGUGGUGGGCAUCCUGCUGCGCUGCCGCAAGCACAAGAUGCUCCACUUUGACGGUGAGAUGCUGUGGAAAGGACAGGACGAUCAUGUCGUCAUCACGCUGACGGACUGACACCGUGGGAGAAACCUUCUCGGUGGACCUACUGGAAGUUUUAAACAUGCUAGCUGCUAGCGCUACUUUGCCUCUGAGGUCGUACUACUUGACCAAAGUUAAAAUACCUCUAAGGUUGCACAAAAACCUGUCAUGCUUUGACAAACCUCAUGAGACUUGAAGAAGACCUUAAUUCUAAACCACGCAUUUUAGGAUUAGGGUUAGGGAAUUAGGGUUUAGGGUUAGAGUUGGGGUUGGGGUAGGAUGGGAGUUAAGGGUUAAUGUAGAGUUACAGUUAGGGUUGUGUUCAGGUAGGGUUAGAGUCAAUAUUUAGGGUUUAGGUUAGGUUGAGGGUAAGCCUUAGGGUUAGAGUUGGGAUUGGGGUAAAAUGAGAGAUCAGGGUUUGGUUGAGUUAGAAUUACAGUUGGGUUAGGGUUAGAGUUCAAAUUUAGGGUUAGGGUUACGGAUUCGUUUUAGGGAUUAGUCUUAGAGUUGGUGAUGGGUAGGAUGAGAGGGGCUAGGGUAGAGCCAGAGUUAGCAUUAGGUUAGGGUUUAG
Dunckerocampus dactyliophorus (ringed pipefish) is the source of this 1679-nucleotide messenger RNA. RefSeq names its product actin binding Rho activating protein a (gene abraa). Gene Ontology annotation, biological process: positive regulation of Rho protein signal transduction; positive regulation of transcription by RNA polymerase II. The transcript is spliced from 2 exons. Gene Ontology annotation, molecular function: actin binding. Bases 95 to 1144 code for a protein of 349 amino acids. Gene Ontology annotation, cellular component: sarcomere. Lineage: Eukaryota; Metazoa; Chordata; Actinopteri; Syngnathiformes; Syngnathidae. The record is from RefSeq and is a predicted model, not a curated record.